AGUCGGGCGGACGGGCGGACAGGGCGCGGCUGUUCCGUUGAGCCAACUGAUGGGAUCAGAUUCGAGAGGCCCGACUUUCUCUUCGUCACAGCAACUCGCACCUCGAAUCGCUCAGGCACGGGCUUGAUUCGUCGCAACAUGGCGGCGGGUGUACAUGCCACUAUCGAGCCGAUGCCAGUGGCCAGGCGGCAUUGGCUCCGGCGACGCUACAGGGGGAGCAGCGUCCCUUCAUAAGGCAACUUCGAAAAUCGCAUUCCCCCCUCCUUUCCUUCUCACAAACCACUACCACACCUUGUCCUCGUCAUCUCGCACCACACUACCGUGAGUAUUGCGAUACAUAGACCGACAGUGGUUGCAGACACGCCAGGACAGCCCCUCUAAUACGCUCCUCACCUCGCACCCUCUCUCAGUCGCACAACCACACAUCCUAACAAUGGCCCGCACUAAGCAAACCGCCCGCAAGUCGACCGGAGGCAAGGCCCCCCGUAAGCAGCUCGCCACCAAGGCAGCUCGCAAGUCCGCCCCCUCGGCCGGUGGUGUCAAGAAGCCCCACCGUUACAGGCCCGGAACUGUCGCCCUCCGCGAGAUUCGUCGCUACCAGAAGUCGACUGAGCUCCUUAUCCGCAAGCUCCCCUUCCAGCGCCUCGUCCGUGAGAUUGCCCAGGACUUCAAGACCGACCUCCGCUUCCAGUCGUCGGCUGUCAUGGCUCUCCAGGAGGCCUCGGAGGCUUACCUCGUCUCUCUCUUCGAGGACACCAACCUGGCCGCUAUCCACGCUCGCCGUGUCACCAUCCAGCCCAAGGACAUCGCCCUUGCUCGUCGUCUCCGAGGCGAGAGGACCUAAGCUUUAGCUUGGCCCGGCUCCUCACACACACACACACUUGGCUCCUUGAUAGGCGUGGUUUCUCCUUCUGUACUCUAGCUCUUCUCUGUCUCUCUCACCAUCAUGUCGUCUCGUCUAUAUCCUUGAGCGCUCAUCGCGACUCCUUGAAGACGAAUCGAUUACACAUUCAUCCAUUCCGACGCGUGUGAGCGUGUGACACGAGCGAGAUGAGCGAAGAGGAGGGCGUAGCUGCUAUCCGGGAGACAACUCCUCUGACGUCGAUCGUGGUGAGAGGGUGACGGGCAUCGCGUCGCGUCGUGUCGCGUCAGGCGAUAGCCUCGUAUCCGUC
Molecule: messenger RNA, 1172 nt
Organism: Jaminaea rosea
Lineage: Eukaryota; Fungi; Basidiomycota; Exobasidiomycetes; Microstromatales
Product: histone H3
Exons: 1
Coding region: 434-844 (136 amino acids)
Cellular component (GO): nucleosome
Molecular function (GO): protein heterodimerization activity; structural constituent of chromatin; DNA binding
Source: RefSeq, a predicted model, not a curated record